Messenger RNA from Rotaria sp. Silwood1, 333 nucleotides. Lineage: Eukaryota; Metazoa; Rotifera; Eurotatoria; Philodinida; Philodinidae. The record is from the annotation of a GenBank genome assembly.
AUGAUGAUUAUAAAUAAUACACCUCCUGCCAAAACAUGGUCAUUGGCUCAAGACCUCGAAAUACGACGAACUCGAAAAGUUCUUUUGAUCAUACUUGGCGCUCUCAGUGUGAUUAGUUCGGUUAAUUCAAUUUUUGGAAGUGCUAAUUCAAUUGGUAUAAAACAGAAUCAUGUUGGUACACGAAUUGGUCAAGGUCUUAUUUCAAUAGUUUUCUACAGUUUUGGAAUCUUUGUUGCUUAUCGAUAUUCUCAAAUAGGUUUACGAGUGUUAUAUUUAAUUGAGACUAUUGGAUGUUUUCCAAUAAUAGAUCGAUAUUCUUCUAAAAUUGAAUAA